UCUUGGUCUUUGAGAUACUGCUCAGCAUCCUUAGCCUUAAUCCUAUCACUCAGCAUCAUGUGAUGUAGAUCUAGAUCAACUAGCCAGUGAAAACAGGCCUUAUCAGUCAUACGUGGAACGUAGACGUGUAACACAACAAUAAAGAACCUUAAAAUACCCAAAAAACAACGAUUGCCAUGCCUGAAUUGCACUCUGAUAAAGUCCAUGAUGUGGCUACAUCAUCCAACUUCAAACAAGUGAAGACCAAACACCUGCAUUUGGACUUUAAAGUGGAUUUUGAUCAAAAAAUUAUCAAAGGUUUAGAGAAAAUCACUUUGGAAAGUCUAACAGAAGAUUUGAAAUUAGUUAUUCUUGAUGUUCAUGAAACUUUAAGUGUUGCCAAUGUGAAAGCCAGUGAAAUUGGAGCUGAGUUACCAUUUGAAUUGAAAAAGUUUACUUCUUAUGGCAAAAGUUUACAUAUUACGCUGGAUGAGCCUAAACAAAAGGGAGUUGCAUUUGAUUUAUUCAUUGACUUUGUAUCUGGCAAAGGGCCAUCACUCUGUUGGCUUGAACCCCAACAAACAGCAGACAAAAAGCAACCGUUCCUGUAUAGCCAAGGCCAGUCAGUACUCAACAGGUCCUUCUUCCCAUGCCAAGACACCCCAGCUGUCAAAGCUACCUACUCCGCCUUCGUUAGCGUCCCUGACCAGUUGACCGCUGUUAUGAGUGCCAAUCACAGAAGUUUUGGGGAGAAGGCCAACAAAGACAACCAGAAAAACUGCUUUUACUUUGAGCAAACAGUUCCCAUCCCAUCGUAUCUGAUAGCUCUGGCAGUUGGGGAUUUAAAGUCUGCUGAGAUUGGCCCCAGAAGUUGUGUGUGGGCAGAACCUAGUAUUCUGGAGAAAGCCCGAGCUGAGUUUGAUGGUGAUGUGGAAAAGUUCAUCACAACAGGGGAGCAACUAUUUGGUGACUAUAUCUGGGGGCGCUAUGAUAUCCUGGUUAUGCCCCCUUCUUUUCCUUACGGUGGAAUGGAGAAUCCUUGUUUGACUUUUGUCACUCCAUGCCUUAUAGUGGGAGACAAAUCUUUGGUCGAUGUCGUCAUUCAUGAGAUUACGCACAGCUGGUUUGGUAAUCUUGUAACAAAUGCCAACUGGAGCGAAUUCUGGUUGAAUGAGGGUUUCACCAUGUUUGGCCAAAGAAGAAUUGAGGAGAUUUUGUUUGGGAAGGCACGCAUGUGUCUGGAGGCCAUCACUGGCAGAACUCUUCUGGAGAAACACAUAGAGCAUGAAGGGCAGGAUCACCCACUGACCAGACUUCGUGUAGUGAUUGGUGAGGACGUUGACCCUGAUGACACCUACAAUGAAACUCCUUACGAGAAAGGUUUUGCUUUUGUUUGCUACAUGCGGAGUCUGGUUGGAGACGACAACAAAUUUGACCAGUUUCUUAAAAGUUAUGUCAACCACUUCAAGUUCCAGAGUGUUGUAGCCGAGGACUUGUUUGAUUUCUACCUGGACUACUUCCCCCAGCUGAAGACAGACCAGGUGCAUGAAAGGCCAGGUUUUGAGUUUGACAAAACUUGGCUCCAGGGCACCGGCCUGCCACCAUUUACACCUGAUCUCUCAGCCAGGAGGGAGCUGACAGACGAAGCUGAGCAGGUAGCUGAUCAAAUCAUCGCUGGUCAACUACAGGGUCUGCCCACUGAGAUUGAGGAUUGGGGCGCCUAUAAGACCAUGUACCUACUGGAUCUACUGGCCACAAGCUCACCCCUGCCCAAAGAGAGCAUCAAGCAUAUCCUGGAGAAGUACUCAUUCCUGUCUCUAUCACAGAAUGCAGAGAUACGACUUCGUUGGUGUGAGCUGGUCAUCAAAAAUAAUAUCAGAGAAAAGUUUGAGGAUGUGAGGAAGUUUCUACACAGCCAAGGCAAACAAAAAUACACGCUGCCCAUCUAUAAGGAUAUGAUGAAGGGUUCUGAGGAAAUUAAAAAACUGGCCACAGAAUAUUUGGAGGAGACAAAAAAUUUUCUGCAUGUCAAUGUCAGAGAGAGAGUAGAGGAUAUCAUUCAGAAGGGGAGCUAACUUGGUAGUUACAACAUACAGAAGGGGAGCUAACUUGGUAGUUACAACAUACAGAAGGGGAGCUAACUUGGUAGUUACAACAUACAGAAGGGGAGCUAACUUGGUUUUUAGUUACAACAUGCAGAUUUUUUAUUUUGAAGGGGAGUUAACUUGGUUUUUAGUUACAACAUACAGAUUUUUUUUAAAUACAGAAGGGGAGCUAACUUGGUUUUAAUCACAUCAUCUAGAAAGGGAAUUAAUUUUUUUUGCUUUAUCACUGAACCUUUUUACUGUUGGAGCAAUAUUUUAUUUCCAAUUACUGUGAUUACAAAUAAGGUCGUUAUAGGUGCUCUACACUAUCCAUUCCAAUGCUAUCCUUAUAAAUAAACUGGUUUAUAGUUUGCUAAUCAGUGAUAAAAAUGAGUUUGAUCAAAAUUAGAAUUUACCUAUUUAAAAAUGUUUUUGUUAAGUGUUCAUAUUACAAUUCAUAUUUUUACAGUGAUUAUAAGUUUAAGUCUUGUGUUCAGCUUUCAAAUGUUCUUUUAACUUUUUAUUGUUCAAAAGUUAUUUUAUUUUGUCUAAAAGUUAUUUCACUUUAUAUUGUUCAAAACUUAUUUGACUUUAUAUUGUUCAAAAGUUGUUUUAUUUUGUCUAAAAGUUAUUUCACUUUAUAUUGUUCAAAACUUAUUUGACUUUAUAUUGUUCAAAAGUUAUUUUAUUUUGUCUAAAAGUUAUUUCACUUUAUAUUGUUCAAAACUUAUUUGACUUUAUAUUGUUAUUUUCAUUUAGCUUUAAUUUCAGUGAAGUUUUUUAUUUUAUUUUUUGUUUCAAGCAUUUAUUUAAUGAGGUUUUUUUUCAAGAAAUUAGUAAAAUUGUUAUUUAAUCUUAAUAGAAUUGUUAUUUAAUCUUAAUAAAAUUGUUAUUUAAUCUUAAUUAAAUUUUUAAUUAAUCUUAAUAAAAUUGAUAUUUAAUAUUAAUAAA
Physella acuta is the source of this 3014-nucleotide messenger RNA. Its product is annotated as aminopeptidase B. Gene Ontology annotation, molecular function: metalloaminopeptidase activity; zinc ion binding. NCBI's taxonomy places the organism in Eukaryota, Metazoa, Mollusca, Gastropoda, Physidae. Gene Ontology annotation, biological process: proteolysis. The record is from RefSeq and is a predicted model, not a curated record.